AUGGCUCCUCACGCCGCCCCUCAGCUUCUCCCGCCGCUGGAUGACCCUCAGUCGUCGCUGUCGAAGAAGUUUGGCCGUGAGACCAUCAAUUACUUUGCCGGGAACCCCGUCAACCGCCUGUCAUGGCUGCGCACCGAUUUCGGGUUUCUCAGGACGGCCUUCCAGCUCGAGGAAACUCGCUUCCUCGCCUUGAAGAAUCUCACACCCCUGGUCGAUGACCCGAACACGCUGUCUCCUCUGACGUACAAGGACCUCGCCCCGGUCACCGGCGAGGACCCCUUUGGACCCUCGGAGGACGAUCUCAUCAAGAAUUUUGACUCCAACGAGAACCGUCCCGUCGUCCUGUUCCUCGGUCUCCUCGAUGACGGCAGUGUCCCGUUCGAGUACAAGGGUCACAAGGGCCGCCCCUACUUCGCCGUCGACGUGACACCCCACGGCACCUACGCUGCCGCUGCUCAGACCUUCAUCGACGAGCAGCAGGCUCGUGGCAGAAAAUUCCUUGAGGCGAGGAUACACCUCUCCCUCGAUGCCCGAUCAGUUCUGCGGGCGGCUGCGGCGCGCGCACCCUCUCAGGCCACGCCGGCUUCAAGCGCAUCUGCCCGCCGACGGACCGCGCCACCGCCGCCUCCGGCACCCCGCGCGCCGACUGCCCCACCCGCACCGGCAUCUCGAACCUCAGCUUCCCGCGUACGGACCCCACCAUGA
Molecule: messenger RNA, 705 nt
Organism: Verticillium alfalfae VaMs.102
Lineage: Eukaryota; Fungi; Ascomycota; Sordariomycetes; Glomerellales; Plectosphaerellaceae
Exons: 2
Coding region: 1-705 (234 amino acids)
Biological process (GO): NADP+ catabolic process; NAD+ catabolic process
Cellular component (GO): cytosol
Molecular function (GO): NADH pyrophosphatase activity
Source: RefSeq, a predicted model, not a curated record